GCUAAUGGAAUUUAAAAAUUUGUAGGUACAAGCCAUUUAUUGAUUAGGCUGCUGCCGUCUAACAAGGACGUGUUGCAAGCAUCCAAGAGCACAAUCAAUACAUAUCUAAGUGAUCUCAAGCAACCUCCAGGAAUUCAUAUACAAUAAAUAUUUACAAAAACUGCUAAAUUAAUUGACACGCAAGUAUAUGUAUGUUUAAAAUUCUGUAAAAUGUUAUUUAAUCGCUUAAACGCCAAUACGUACGCACAUCAAAUAACUGAUGGUGUGUGUUAUGUGCAUAAAAAGUUCGGAGUAAUCAAAGAAACAAAAUUAAAAAUGCAAAAUGGCGUAACCAAUCAACCGAAACGUUUUAAAGUUGAGGCUCUAAAGUCUAAGACGUCAGAUACCAAUGGUCCAGGGAAAAAAUCAAUUAUCGUUGGAACAAAAACCGAAACCAAAAUAAGAAAUAAACCGCUAGACAUCCCAGUCCUUUCUUCACCACCGCUAACAUCUAGGCAAACAAAGGUUAAACGAAUAGAACCACUGAAAGGACCUUCUCGACCUGUAUUGGAUGAUAUCUCUGAAAAACCUCUGCAACCAAUGGUUAAGCCACGCAUUAAACGGAAAGAACCACUGAAAGGACCUUGUAGACCUGUACCCCAGCCGCUACAACAACAACAACCGAGAGGACCUGCUGCUUUAAGAAAGUACUUGGAUGGUAUUUCUGCAAUGCCGCUAAAACCUGUGCAACCAAUGGUUGAACCAUGCUUUAAACGGAUAGAACCACUGAAAAGACCUUUUAGGCCUGUACCUCUGCCGCUACAACAACAACAUCUGAGUGGACCUCCUAUGUUAGGAAAGUACUUGAAUGAUGUCUCUGCAAUGCCGCCAAAACCUCUGCAACCAAUGGUUGAACCAUGCAUUAAACGGAUAGAACCACUGAAAGGACCUUUUAGGCCUGUACCCCUGCCGCUACAACAACCUCUGAGAGGACCUUUUAGGCCUGUACCCCUGCCGCUACUACAACCACUGAAAGGACCUUUUAGACCUGUACCUAUGCCGCUACUACAGCCACCACUGAAUGGACUUUUUAGACCCGUACCUCUGUCGCUACCACAACCACUGAAUGGACUUUUUAGACCUGUACCUCUGCCGCUACAACAACCACUGAAAGAACCUUUUAGAUCUGUAGCUCUGGCGCUACGUCAACAAGAAAUUUCUUUGUUUGAAAAGCAUCUGGAGAAUAUUCAAAAAAGGCGCGAUCAAAACUUUAAGUUUAUCUGCAAUAUAACAAACUCGGAACCAAACAUGACGAUUCGACACUUAACUAAUACAACACUGAGAUCAGCCAAUAAGGAAAACUUAAUCAAAAAACCGAAGGAAAAAUACGUUAAAUCAGAUUCAAAAAAAGCGAAUACAAAGAAACCAUCAAAUAAGAGGAAAAUUAAUAAGGAGCAAACCUCAGAUUCUAAGCAAGCGAAUGCAAAGAAAGCAUUAAAUAAAAGAAAAUAUAAUAAGAAGACAACCCCACGCUUGUCACCAGGUGUUCUAAAAGCAAAAAUAGAAAGUCUUUCACCAACCGUUGUCAAAAAGCAAAAAAAAUUGCAUCAGGCAGUGCAAGCCUCAAAUUCAAAGCAAGCGAAUGCAAAGAAACCGCCAAAUAAAAGGAAAUAUAAUAAGAGGACAAUAGAAACUUCUUCACAGCAAAACUUGGAACAGGCAGUGCAAGCCCCUAAAAAUAAAGCGGAAAACAACAUGUAUGUAUGUAGUGAAGAAAGUAAAUCCACAAUAAUAUGUGGUUGUAUCAAACAAGCUUAAUUAGGCGCAAUUAAUUUUUAUAAAACAUAAAAAUUACAACAAAUGU
This is a messenger RNA of Bactrocera tryoni, 1843 nucleotides long. Its product is annotated as pollen-specific leucine-rich repeat extensin-like protein 1. The transcript is spliced from 2 exons. Bases 211 to 1797 code for a protein of 528 amino acids. The record is from RefSeq and is a predicted model, not a curated record. NCBI's taxonomy places the organism in Eukaryota, Metazoa, Arthropoda, Insecta, Diptera, Tephritidae.